UUAGUUGGUAACUCUCUUCUGUUCCUCCAUCUGUCUUUCAAACUUCCUGUCGCGCAAAUAACUCUAAACUAAACACUUCCAUACACAAAUUUUCUCUCCCAGAAAAAAAAAAUAUUUUCAUUUCAUUUUCGAGUAAAAGUAAAACACAGUUCCUGAUCAAUGGCAUCUCGCCGCCGCAUGUUAUUGAAGGUCAUAAUCCUCGGAGACAGCGGGGUUGGUAAAACAUCACUGAUGAAUCAGUAUGUGAAUCGUAAAUUUAGUAAUCAGUAUAAGGCAACCAUCGGUGCAGAUUUUCUUACCAAGGAAGUUCAAUUUGAAGAUAGGUUGUUCACAUUGCAGAUUUGGGAUACUGCUGGUCAAGAACGGUUUCAAAGUCUUGGUGUGGCUUUCUACCGUGGUGCAGAUUGCUGUGUCCUUGUUUAUGAUGUAAACGUCAUGAAAUCCUUUGACAACCUUAACCACUGGCGAGAAGAAUUUCUUAUUCAGGCUAGUCCGUCUGAUCCUGAAAACUUUCCAUUUGUUGUGUUGGGAAACAAAAUAGAUGUUGAUGGUGGAAAUAGCAGAGUUAUUUCUGAGAAGAAAGCAAAGGCAUGGUGUGCUUCGAAGGGAAACAUACCAUACUUUGAGACCUCAGCAAAAGAAGGAUUUAAUGUUGAAGCUGCUUUCCAGUGCAUAGCAAAAAAUGCACUCAAGAAUGAGCCUGAAGAAGAAAUGUACCUGCCCGACACAAUUGAUGUUGGUGGUGGUGGACGACAACAGAGAUCUACUGGCUGUGAAUGUUGAGUGGAGAGAAUUCUAUGAACUAGCUUUAUUUGCUUGUUUUAUGCCAAAAUACUCAUGGAUUAUUAGCCUGCAACUACUUUAUUACUUAUGUAAAGCCAAGGACAAAAUUUCAAAAUUUAUUUUGUAUCUAUCUAGUGAAUUAGAUGUCCAUCAUGUUUUUCUUUCCUUCUAUUUAUUCCUCUUUAUCUUUAAUGUUUGAGACACUUAUGACAAAUGUUCCUCCAUAUCAGGAAAUGUAUGCUGAAAAUUGUUUUGUUC
Messenger RNA from Glycine soja, 1041 nucleotides. RefSeq names its product ras-related protein Rab7. Bases 160 to 783 code for a protein of 207 amino acids. The transcript has 7 exons. Gene Ontology annotation, cellular component: vacuolar membrane. The record is from RefSeq and is a predicted model, not a curated record. Gene Ontology annotation, molecular function: GTP binding; GTPase activity. NCBI's taxonomy places the organism in Eukaryota, Viridiplantae, Streptophyta, Magnoliopsida, Fabales, Fabaceae.